AUGUCGAGUUCAACUGGAAAUGAAACCACCGCUACCAGUCAAGGUAAGAGCAAAGCUAGUUCUCUUCGAAAUGCGGAUGCGGCAGAAGUAAACCCCCCCGUUAAUUCCGAUAGUAAUAAAGAUACCCGUAACAACCCGAGCGUUAAUAAAAAGAAAGGUUCGUCUGUCAAAGACUCUUCAAAGACUCCCCGUAAGAGCCAAACUUCCCUCGCGAAUAGCCAAACCUCCCUCGCGGUCGAAAACGUUGGUCAGAAUUGUCGGACGUGUAACUCAAUGGAUAAUAGCCGUAUGGUACAGUGUGAUAGCUGUGAUGAAUGGCAUCAUUACAGCUGUGUAGGUGUCGGUCAAGAUAUCGAAAAUGAGCCGUGGUGUUGCGUGAAAUGUGCGGAAAAGGCGAAGAAGAAGCGAAAGUCUAAGGUGACGAAGCUUGUGAAAGAGACGAAAGCAAAGGAAACGAGUAACGUACCAUCAUCAUCGAAGAAUCGUGAACCGGCAAAACAAAAAUCCGCAAAAUCCCAGAAGGCGGCUUCAGUGACUUCGGCAGCGUCGAAGAAAUCCUCCCGGGAGCACCUGAAACUCCAACUACAGAAACUCGCAGCAGAGCAGACACUGCUUGAAGAGAAGAAAAAACUGAUCGAGAAGCAGUUUAGUGUACGCCAGGAGCUAGCAGAUCUAGACGACGAAGAUGAGUCGGGAGAUGAUGUAGUGGACGGCAACUCCAAAGUAAAGGAGUGGUUGAGCGAUGAACGUGAACAGGGUGAGGAGAAUGCUGAAGGUGAAGUAAGCGAUGAGUACGUCGAUGAAGAUACUGACGAUGAUUCUACGGACGAUGAUGAGUGCGAUGCGUGUGAUUUCGUUCCCCAAAAUCGAUCCACGCCGAGGGCUAUAAACGCUAGUCAGCAAAGAGGAACGAGCAGCAAUCCGUUAAACGGUAGCCUGACGCGAAAUCAACUCGCUGCUCGCCAGGUCGUCGCAAAGGAUUUACCCAUGUUUACAGGUCAUCCUGAGGAGUGGCCAAUGUUUUUUUCCACCUUCGAAAGCACAACGCGUAUGUGCGGGUAUACGGACGACGAGAACAUGCUUCGUUUGAGAAACUGCCUGAAGGGAGACGCGCUUGCUACAGUGCGUAGUUUUCUGCUACAUCCGUCAACAGUGCGUAGGGCGAUAGAUGCACUUAAGUUGCGAUUUGGACAGCCGCAGUUCAUUAUACAGUCAUUGAAGGACAAAGUCUUAGCUAUGCCACCACUUAGAGCCGACUCGAUGAAUAAGUUGAUCGAUUUUGCGCUGGCAGUGCAGAAUCUUGCUGUUACGAUCGACGCAUGCGGGAGGAAGGAAUACCUGCGAGACGUUUCGUUACUGGGCGACAUAGUUGGGAAGCUUCCCGCUUCGAUGAAGCUAGAAUGGGCGAGACACACCAGGUGUUUGCGGAGGGUUAAUCUGGUGGCCUUCAGUGAGUGGAUCUAUGCCAUAGCGGAAGAUGCCUCCCUAGUUUCUGAGCCGCGUAGACAACAGGAGCCUGACCAGAACCAGGAGCCCCGCAAGAAGUCGAAGGCCUUUGUAAACACACACGCUGAGCAGUCUUCUAGCAAAGGGCAAGCAUCGAGCGUAUCUACGACGACUGGAGCCAGGAAAGCAAACCAAAACAGCUGCAUUGCUUGCAAAGGAGCUUGCGUGUCACUCGCGAAAUGUAAACGCUUCUUGGAACUCUCUUACGAUGGACGGUGGGCGACAAUACGCGAGGCAAGAGCGUGUCGCAAGUGCCUGAAACAGCACAAAGGUGGAUGCGAAUCGAGGGAUUGUAAGGUAAAUGGCUGCACCUUCAAGCACCAUCCCUUAUUGCAUAAGGAACUGAGCGUCAACCCAUUGCACGACGAACAAGCUUGCAAUGCACACUUGUCUGGGUCGAGUACAACCCUAUUCCGUUACGUGCCCAUUGUAGCGUAUGGGAACGGAGUAAUGAUGCACUGCUACGCCUUCCUGGAUGAUGGAUCCUCUCUGACGCUGAUGGACCAGGAACUGGCAGAUGAAUUAAACCUUACGGGAGAGCCCCGGCCACUGUGCCUCAAGUGGACUGGAGGCACGCACCGUUCAGAACCUGAAUCCCGUAGUGUUAAUAUAGACGUCUCUGGGCUAAAGGGAAAGCGGUUUCAUCUCGAGGAUGUCCGCACUGUUAAAGAACUGCAGUUACCGCCUCAAACACUAGACGUGAAACAGCUACAAGCUGAAAACCGCUACUUAGAAGGUGUUCCGGUUGAACCCUAUUGUAAUGUUCGACCACGUAUCCUAAUCGGAGUAAGGCACGCAAGCGCGACGCUCGUGAGGAAAAGCCGGGAAGGAAAACCGGGUCAACCAAUCGCAAUUAAAACCAACCUGGGUUGGACGAUCUACGGUGGCUUUCCGACGGACAAGCCAAUGAAUAUGGUACACUAUACGUGCCACGUUUGCAGCUGUGAGCACGGGGAGAAGGAAAAUGACGACGGAUUCGUAGAACGCGCUAUGAAAGAGUAUUUCUCUCUUGAGAAUUUGGGUGUAACGCCGCGUUCUAGGCAGCUCCGUUCUAAGGAUGAUGAGCGGGCCAUAGAGCUUCUACACGAGUUGACCGAUCAUGCAAAUGGGAGGUUUGAAACAGGUUUGCUGUGGCGUUAUAACGACGUGCGGAUGCCGGAUAGUAAGCCCAUGGCUUUAAAACGGUUUCAUAGCCUUGAACGGCGGAUGGAAAAAAGCCCGGAGCUCGCACGGAUGCUGAAGGAGAAGUUUGCGGAUUACGUAGCGAAGGACUACGCUCGCAAACUGACCGAAGAGGAGCUGAUGGAGGACCACGAACGUGUCUGGUAUUUACCAGUCUUCCCAGUUACCAACCCUAAUAAACCCGGAAAACUGAGACUCGUCUGGGACGCAGCCGCAAAAACGAAUGGAGUUUCGCUGAAUUCCUGUCUCCUCGCUGGGCCUGAUCUGCUCACGCCGCUGGUUACCGUCCUCUACAAGUUUCGCGAGUUCCGUUUCGCAAUAUGUGGUGACAUUCGCGAAAUGUUUCACCAAGUUGGCAUACGUAGCGAGGAUCAGCACAGUCAACGGUUCUUGUGGCGGGAUACCGAGAAGAGCGAACCCAAUGUUUACGUCAUGCAGGUGAUGACAUUUGGAGCAUGCUGUUCUCCAGCGAGCGCGCAGUUCAUAAAGAACAAAAACGCCGAAAGGUUCAGCAAACAGCACCCGGCAGCUACUAAGGCAAUUGUACAUUGUACUUACGUCGACGACAUGUUGUGCAGUACAGAAACAGAGCAGGAUGCGAUCGAGUUAGCAAAAGCAGUCUGGUACGUGCACAACCAAGGUGGGUUCGAAAUUCGAAAUUGGAUGUCCAACUCCGUCGCCGUUCUGUCGGCACUUUGCAGUAACUCGGGAGAGGAGAAAAGCCUUGAUCUAUCGUCUGAUCUAGCAACAGAGAAGGUACUGGGCAUGUGGUGGUGCACCAAAACAGAUUGCUUCACCUACAAGAUCAACUGGGAUAGACUGGGAAGAGACCUGCUGGAGGGUGCCCGCUGUCCUACGAAGCGAGAAGUGCUCCGCAUCAUGAUGACCAUCUACGAUCCACUAGGUUUGAUUGCCCACUAUCUCAUGUAUCUCAAAGUACUGAUGCAGGAGAUCUGGCGAACGGGUGCAGGUUGGGAUGACAACGUCGAUCAACAAUGCUACGAAAAGUGGCAAACGUGGCUGAAAUUCCUUCCAGAGAUCGAACACUUGAAGAUCCCACGCUGCUACAGACUUCAAACGAGGAUUACAUCUCAGAUGGAGGUACAGUUGCAUACCUUCGUGGAUGCAAGCGAAAAUGGUAUGGCGGCGGUAGUAUAUCUUCGGUUCGUAGAAAACGGUGCGGUCGAAUGUUCACUCGUGGCAGCGAAGAGCCGUGUAGCCCCCCUCAAAUAUUUAACCAUUCCUCGAUUGGAGCUUGAAGCAGCACGCAUUGGUGCUAGACUAUCCGUUUCUGUUCUUCAAGGAUUAUCCAUAGAGAUCUCAAAGCGUUUCUAUUGGUCAGACUCCAGAAAUGUACUCUCCUGGAUACGGGCUGAUCACCGCAAGUACAGCGCAUUCGUGGCAGCAAGGGUCAGCGAUAUUCUGGACCUGACAAACGUUAUCGAAUGGAGGUGGGUUCCAACGAGGUGGAAUGUCGCGGACGAGGGUACGAAAUGGCACUGUCGUCCAUCGCUAACGGGUAACAGCAGGUGGUUCAAGGGACCUGAAUUUCUUUGGCAAGGAGAAGAAGAGUGGCCGGUAAUACCAGGUAAAAUAGCAGAACCUACAGAGGAGCUGCGUGCACAUGUCAACGUGCACAUUGAAACGACAAGCGAGGCAAUACCUGCGACUAACUUCUGUACUUGGAGGAGAUUAGUUCGAGCGACCGUAUACGUAUUCCGGUUUAUUAAAAACGCACGCCCGAAGAAGUUCGCCAAGAUCAGUGGAUGCCUCACUAGUGACGAAAUCCGCCAGGCAGAAGAAUUUCAUCUUCGCAUCGCGCAGCAGGAUAAGUACUCAGAAGAAUUGUCAAUCUUACGCAGGAAGGACAACACGACAUUUCCUAAACGAAGUCCGCUUUACAAACUGAGUCCGUAUCUCGACGAACGUCAACUGCUUCGUAUGCACGGUAGAACGGGAAUGUGUAAAUUUUUAACUCCAGAUACUGCCAACCCAAUCAUCCUUCCACGUGACCACCCGAUUACGCUCCUCAUCGUAGAAAGCUAUCAUCAAAAGUUUCACCAUCAAAACCACGAGUCGGUGAUUAACGAGGUUCGUCAAAGGUACUGCAUCAGCCGACUGCGCAGAGUAUACACCAAGGUCAGAUCCGACUGUCAACGCUGUAAGUUGCGAGUAGCCCGUCCGCGACCCCCCGCGAUGGCAAAUCUCCCGGUAUGUAGGCUUGCAGCGUUCGUUCGUCCUUUCACGCACACCGGUAUUGAUUAUUUUGGUCCCAUGGAAGUGGCUAUAGGGAGACGGGUUGAGAAACGAUGGGGGGUUCUUCUGACUUGCCUUACGAUCCGUGCGGUUUACAUAGAUAUAGCUAGCUCACUGUCAACAAGCUCAUGCGUAAUGGCGAUACGCAACUUCAUGGUGCGACGAGGCACACCGGCUGUUUUCUACAGCGACAGAGGAACCAACUUCGUUGGCUCCGAGCGAGAAUUGAAGCAGGCAUUGCUGGCCCUAGAUCAGCACGAGAUGGCGCAGGAGCUCGUGUCUUCGACUACUACCUGGCGUUUCAAUCCACCGGCGUCUCCCCAUAUGGGAGGAAGUUGGGAACGGCUUAUUCAAUCUGUCAAACGUACCUUGUCAGAGUUUCGGUUGUCGCGUCGAACGACAGAGGAAGAGUUGAGGAACGCGUUGAUUGAGGUUGAAGGCAUUCUAAAUGCAAGACCGCUGACUCACGUGCCCAUAGAGGAUGAGGCAGCCCCCGUCCUAACGCCUAAUCACUGGUUGCUGGGAUCGUCUGACGGUUUCAAACCCUGGACCGAGUUGGACGAUAAUUCAACUUUCUUGAGUCGUGGCUGGCAUCUCUCUCAGCAAAUGGCCAACUACUUCUGGAAGAGGUGGGUGCGAGAGUAUCUGCCGGAAAUCACCCGGCGAUCCAAGUGGCAUGAGAAGGUUCCGCCAAUUAGGAGGAACGAUAUCGUGCUGAUAGUGGAUCCAGGUCUACCAAGGAACUGCUGGCCGAAAGGGCGCGUCAUUGGAACGAUAAACCGAGACGGACAAGUACGCACGGUUACAAUCCAAACUUCGAAAGGCGUGUACGAGAGACCAGCGGUUAAGGUUGCGGUGCUUGAUGUCAGAGGAAAGCAGGAGUUAGCAGACUCAGAGGCGGAGUCAGCAAACUGGGGGGGAGUGUCACCGGAGUGUCAACCCCUCGGAUCGAACACACCGAACGCAUUCCAGUAG
Messenger RNA from Sabethes cyaneus, 5919 nucleotides. RefSeq lists its product as uncharacterized. The record is from RefSeq and is a predicted model, not a curated record. Gene Ontology annotation, biological process: DNA integration. The transcript has a single exon. Gene Ontology annotation, molecular function: nucleic acid binding. NCBI's taxonomy places the organism in Eukaryota, Metazoa, Arthropoda, Insecta, Diptera, Culicidae. Bases 1 to 5919 code for a protein of 1972 amino acids.